Molecule: messenger RNA, 270 nt
Organism: Recurvomyces mirabilis
Lineage: Eukaryota; Fungi; Ascomycota; Dothideomycetes; Mycosphaerellales; Teratosphaeriaceae
Exons: 2
Coding region: 1-270 (89 amino acids)
Source: RefSeq, a predicted model, not a curated record
AUGGCUUCUUGGCGUUCUCCAACCGCGAUCUUGCAGCUCGUCAAUCUCGCCGCUUUGGGUGGGAUGACAAUGUACUUCAAAUCGCAUCAUGACUAUAAUCUAGAAGAGCAUGAAGCGCGAAUGGAUGAGCUGGAAGGUACACUACGAGGACAUAUAGGCCUGAUAGAAGACUCCCUGGAGAGGAUAGAGAAGAAGAAGAUGGAUGGCAAAAGCGAGAGAGCUGAGCAGCUAUACACGAGUCGUGGCAGGGACGAAAAGAAGCAGAAAUGA